Messenger RNA from Thlaspi arvense, 657 nucleotides. Lineage: Eukaryota; Viridiplantae; Streptophyta; Magnoliopsida; Brassicales; Brassicaceae. The record is from the annotation of a GenBank genome assembly.
AUGGAACUAACAUCUGAUGAUGAUUUUCCCCGAGCUAGUCAGUCAGCUAUCGCUGCUACUAGGGAACAACUACGGAGUUCUCCAUCCCGUACAAAUAAAUCAACUUUGUGUGCUCGAAAGUCUACUACUAGACGUCCUAAUCGAAAAAGAAUCAACUUCGAGAGCCAAGUUCAAACUGGAUUUGAACGUCUUGAAGAGUCUCGAACAAGCUUGUUGGAUGUCUUACGGUCGCGGCAUAACUCAAAAGCAACUUUUGGUGAUGCUGUAGCUGUAUUGGAGACAUUGCCGGUUCAACCGAUGAGGAAAUUUUGGUGGGAAGCAAAUAGGCUGUUGAUGAAUGACGAAGAUGUUCGUGAUGGAUUUAUGAAAUUACAGAGUGAAGAAAAUAAAAUUCAAUUUUUGGAGAACCUAACUGGAGUUGAUAGAUACGGCUAUCCAAUUGAUAUUAUCAAUCUGAGGGGUACUAGCAGCUCUGCAACUACUUCUCUUCCAUCUAUGCACUUACAAAUUGCAGGAAUUAAUACUAAUGCAUCCUCAAGUUUCUCCCAAGGAUAUGGAAUGUUUGAUAUGUGUUCUUCAGGGACUACUUUCUCAUUUUUGCUUGGAGUUGUGCCCUCACCUAACAUAAUAGGCGAAACUAGAAGUGGCACAAAUUAG